Messenger RNA from Nerophis lumbriciformis (worm pipefish), 786 nucleotides. Lineage: Eukaryota; Metazoa; Chordata; Actinopteri; Syngnathiformes; Syngnathidae. The record is from RefSeq and is a predicted model, not a curated record.
AUGUCUAAUAAGGAGCGCCAGCUCCAACGGCUCGUUUUUGGAACCCUGUAUCCUGCGUACUACUCCUACAAAGCUGUCAAGACAAAAAAUGUCAAGGAAUAUGUCAGGUGGAUGAUGUACUGGAUUGUUUUUGCCCUCUAUACAGUAGUGGAGACCAUCACUGACCUGACACUGGCAUGGUUUCCAUUGUACUAUGAGCUGAAGGUAGCGUUUGUAAUUUGGCUCCUAUCCCCUUACACCAGAGGAGCAAGUCUCAUUUACAGGAAAUGUUUGCACCCCCUACUGUCUUCUAGAGAGAGGGAAAUCGAUGAGUAUAUCGUGCAGGCCAAGGAAAAAAGUUAUGUGACAAUGGUGAACUUCGGCAAGCAGGGGCUCAGCAUUGCAGCCACUGCUGCUGUCACUGCAGCUGUCAAGGGACAGGGUGCCAUCACAGACAAGCUGCGGAGCUUGAGCAUGCAUGACCUUACACAGAUCAGUCAGCAAGAUGGCAGAGGAGACAACCCGCUGUAUCAGUACAGCUCCCGUGCUGCCAAUCCAUCCGUCCGACGAGCUCAGAGUGCUGAUGCACCUGAUAAUUCAGAAUACUUCUAUGACCAGGAUGACAGGAGCGAUGACGAGGCCGAACCAAUUUUCUCUGAAGAUGAGGCUGUUACUCAAAAAGGACUGAGGCGAUCUCAGAGUGUGAAGCUGACACGGUCCAGAAUCCGUAAAGAUGCUCGGUAUGGAUCCCUCAAGAUUAAGGGGAAGAAAAGACCAGCAUUGAGUUCACUAAACUAUGGCGUGUGA